AGAAAGUACAAAAAACUAUCUAGUAUGGCUCGCUUUCAAGCAAAAAUGACUAUGAUUGUCUGAUUGCUCCAGACACUUGAUCUUGUCUCAACAAUGGUUGCAUGAUCCAUUCACGUUAUUCAGUGUUACUUGCCGUGGAACUUUUCUCAUGUUGACACCAUUUGGGUCAAAUUGUGCAGAUCUUGCUUGCACUUGCCAAUAAGAGCCACUCAAAAUUGAACUCUAUUGGCCUAAAUGGUGUUGAUGGUUUCUUCUCAAUCAAUGGAGCGCUCCACCACAAAAUCGAGUUGGUACAAAGACAAAGCAGUCUGGAGGGUUGGACACGUAAAGGUCUUUGCAUUUGGUAUUUAAACGAACAAAUGCGAGUAAUAGCACAUCAGUCUAUUUGCAGUUGGCAGACAGUCAAGGCAUCCGACAUCAACAUUCAAUAUGAACAAGUUUGUGGCUUUUGCAGCUUUCGUUCUCGCAGUUGCCUGCGCCGAACCUGAGGCUACCCCUUAUGGUGGUUAUGGGGGCCGAGGAGGUUAUGGCAGCUACAGCCGUGGUUAUGGCGGAUAUGGCCAUGGCCAUGGCAAGCGAUCUGCCGAGGCUGAGCCUGGGUAUGGCGGUUAUGGUGGUUAUGGUGGUGGUUACGGCCAUGGCCAUAGCUAUGGUGGAUACGGUCAUGGAUAUGGCAAGCGAUCUGCUGAGACCACUGAGAUUGAGGUUGAGAAGCGAUCCGCUGAGGCCGAGGCUGAACCCGGAUAUGGCGGCUACAGCGGCCAUGGAGGUUAUGGCGGUUACGGCCGAAGCUAUGGUGGCCAUGGCCAUGGUUAUGGUAAACGAUCUGCUGAGGCUGAGGCUGAGCCUGGAUAUGGCGGUUAUGGUGGUUACGGUCAUGGCCGCAGCUAUGGUGGUUACAGACAUGGAUAUGGCAAGCGAUCUGCUGAGGCUGAGGCUGAGCCUGGAUAUGGCGGUUAUGGUGGUUAUGGUCAUGGCCGCAGCUAUGGUGGUUAUGGCCAUGGUUACGGUUAUGGCAAGUAAUUGUUGUCCUCUAAAUCUGAUUGACAAGCAAAUGUUAGACAACCCACUGGAGCCCAUUAUAUGUCCCACUGGAUCAUUGUUAAUGAUUUGGAAAUACAAACCAAACUUGUUGAAAACGUA
Tigriopus californicus is the source of this 1143-nucleotide messenger RNA. Its product is annotated as keratin-associated protein 19-2-like. Bases 430 to 1023 code for a protein of 197 amino acids. NCBI's taxonomy places the organism in Eukaryota, Metazoa, Arthropoda, Copepoda, Harpacticoida, Harpacticidae. The transcript has 2 exons. The record is from RefSeq and is a predicted model, not a curated record.